AUGAGAAAAUGUAACGCCCUGAUAAGGUCAAACACCCGGAAACUCGACCGUGACAUAUCCCAGUUAAAGGCAAUUGAAAUAAAAACGAGACAGUUCAUCGUCGCCGCGUCCAAGAGAGCGCAACGGAACCCUUCCCAGGCAGCACAGGCAGCGAAGGAAACACGGAUAUUCGCGAGGGAGCUGAUCCGGAUCAGAAAGCAGAACGCCCGUUUGACGACGAGUAAGGCACAGCUAGAGAGUGUGAAGAUGCAGGUCAACGAAGCAUUCUCGGUCAGAAAGAUCGAAGGGAGUCUCAAGGCCUCAACAAGUAUUAUGAAGGACGUGAAUACCCUCGUCCGGUUGCCGGAGCUGACAGGCACCAUGCGGCAGCUGAGUCUGGAGCUAGUCAAAGCCGGCAUCAUCGAGGAGACCAUAGACGAGGCCAUGCCAGAGGGCGAACUGUUCGAGGGCGAGGAAGAGGAGGCCGAUAGCGAGGUCGAUAAGGUCCUACAGGAGGUUCUACAGGGAAGGCUGGCUGCAUCGGGCGGCAUCAAACCGGAAGAGGUCCUCCAGGAGGAAGAACAGGUCGCCGAAGACUUCGAAGACCAAGAGGCUACUCUCGAGCAAAUGAGGGGGAGGCUAGAAGCCCUCAAGAGCUAG
Messenger RNA from Arthroderma uncinatum, 639 nucleotides. RefSeq names its product SNF7 family protein. Lineage: Eukaryota; Fungi; Ascomycota; Eurotiomycetes; Onygenales; Arthrodermataceae. Gene Ontology annotation, cellular component: ESCRT III complex; multivesicular body. The transcript has 2 exons. Bases 1 to 639 code for a protein of 212 amino acids. Gene Ontology annotation, biological process: endosome transport via multivesicular body sorting pathway; late endosome to vacuole transport; protein transport. The record is from RefSeq and is a predicted model, not a curated record.